AUGUGCAGCUCCGACAUCUUCCUCGCGGUUCUCGCCGUGUUCUUCCCGCCCAUCGCAGUCUGGGUGAAAGUGGGACUUUGCACUGCGGACUCGGUCAUCAACCUCGCACUGUGUUGCCUUGGAUUCGUCCCGGGUCUCAUCCACGCAUGGUACAUCAUUUUCAAAAACCCCGAACCCGAUUAUGACGCCACAUCCUACGAGCCCAUCCCUGGUGGCGGGAGCCAGCGACGCGACCUCGAGAACGGAAAUGUGACUUACUACUAUGUCUCACACCAGCCUCCCCAAAACCCUACCCAGCGCGGAUACGGUACUGUGCAAGGUCAGCAGGCACCUGCGAAGAACUCGGGCGCGCAGAGCAAUCAGGAUGGUGGCAAUGGGAGCAGCAGUGCGAACCCACCGCCAACAUACGCGGAAGCCGUGAAAGGCGACAACAAGGUGCAGAGCCAGGAAUGA
This is a messenger RNA of Penicillium brevicompactum, 453 nucleotides long. RefSeq names its product putative stress response RCI peptide. Bases 1 to 453 code for a protein of 150 amino acids. NCBI's taxonomy places the organism in Eukaryota, Fungi, Ascomycota, Eurotiomycetes, Eurotiales, Aspergillaceae. Gene Ontology annotation, cellular component: fungal-type vacuole lumen; fungal-type vacuole membrane. Gene Ontology annotation, biological process: endosome transport via multivesicular body sorting pathway. Gene Ontology annotation, molecular function: ubiquitin protein ligase binding. The record is from RefSeq and is a predicted model, not a curated record. The transcript has 2 exons.